AUGACCGGUAGUUUACACCAAAAUCUGUUAUCAGAGUUGAUCCUGAAGUGUCACUCCUUGGGUUCGUUCGAUCAGAUGGAGGUCAUUCAUGUGGCGGCCACUCCGGCCGAUCUGUACAACGCUGUUUUUGUGAACAUACCUCUGGCGCCCUUCUUCAUCGACUGCAUCGGUGAACAGGAUUUAAACGAAAUGAAUGUUGAGAUCAUUUGGCGACACUAUUCACAUUCAUUGUUUUUGACCACAACUACCGGCGAACAGAACCACGAGUGUUGUAUAAACGAUUGCGAGCGGGUCUUCGACGACAAGGAAUCGCUGGACAGACACAUGCGCGACGAUCACAACUACAGACCCGUGACCCGCGAGGACAUCCUUCUUAAGAAGGGGAUCCGUUGCGAUUGGCCCGACUGUGGUCUCGUGUGCCAAACGUCGCGUUCAUUGGAAAUGCAUCGCUACAGAGCGCACACCAAAACCAAGUCAUUGGUGUGCGGCGACUGCGGCUCCUGUUUUGGGACCAAACACUGUCUCACUGGCCACAAAAGAAGGUGCACUUCGUUAUUGAAGUACAGGCGAUACAAUGCGGCGCCGGCGACGGACGACACGGAUGAAGAGCUCUCGCCGUCACCCGUUAAGCGUCAGCGAACGGCCAUCGAUGAGAUAUUUUGGUGCCAAUACCCGAACUCUGGCCGCGAAUACAACACACAGUCGGAGCGUAAUCUCAAUGAGUUGGAAAAACUGUUCCGUAACAGCAGUGGCUGUUCGACUAAUGGUGCCAGCGGUGCCGCCGAUUUCCUGUACUUUCAUUCGCUAAAUGGCGUCCAAUUGUUGACCAAAAUGUUGUCCCAAAUAAUGAACGGCACCCGAAAGAGACUGACAUCGCUCACCGACCGGUCCAACGCUAAGUUGGCAGUACUUUACGAACUGGUCUGCGGUCAGCACUUGGAUGUGGCCGACUAUGUCCUGCAAUCCCAACACGUGAUCGACUUGUUGGACAUUCUGUGCCAUCGGAUCAAUUUAUUGGACACGACUCUCAUGAGUACUAGUGGUGAGGGAACCACAGCCUUGACAUGCGAUAUAAUGGUCGGAGCCCUGUGUCGACUCCUGUCCACCAUUUUUGACACACUUCACGGCCACUACUCGACUCUCAUCGAUAGUACUGAUGAUAGUCUGGCUUUCAAUCACAUCAUUCAAGACGUGAUCAGUUAUAUAGUAUCGGUCGGAAUGAUUGAUAAGCUGUCGCUAAUGAUGGCCAACACUCGGGGCCCCGUCGACGACAACCCGGAGCUGACCCAAUGCCUGCAAAGUGUUGUCUCUCUUUUCAGCUCACUCUCCAAACUGAUGGCACUUCGAGUGGAGGAGAGGUUCGGCGCCCGUCUCGCCGACGACGACACACAACUGAUGCUCACGUUUCAGAUGACACACAUCGGCGGUGUUGUGUCCCUCAUCUACGGAGUGAUCCUCCACUCGGGUGCGCCUCAACAGGCUGACGGCGAUUGA
Messenger RNA from Medioppia subpectinata, 1494 nucleotides. The record is from the annotation of a GenBank genome assembly. Lineage: Eukaryota; Metazoa; Arthropoda; Arachnida; Sarcoptiformes; Oppiidae.